AUGAUAGCCCGCGAGACAACCCAGAUGCCGCUCGAGGUGGCCGUCUUCUCAGGCGAAUCGGCCCUCAAGGCCCAAAGCCAAGGCGCCUCCCGCGUCGAGCUCAACGCCCCCGGGUCGUACCCUCUCGGCGGCACCACGCCCCCCGUCGCCGAGCUCAAGAGGAUCGCGGCAAAGAUCACAGUCCCCGUGCGCAUCAUGAUCCGUCCCCGCGGCGCCCCCGGCGACGGGUCCCCCGACUUCGUAUACACGGCCCAAGAGGUCGCCGCCAUGGCCCAGUCGAUACGGGACUUCAAGGCCACGGGGCUCCUCAACCCCUUCCGCGGCGACGGCUUCGUCUUCGGCCUCUUGCAGCCCACGGCCGCCGAGGACCCCGUCUCCGGGGAGCCAGACGUCGUCCAGAUCGACCGGCAGUCGUGCCGGACGCUCCUCGACGCCGCCAAGCCCUUUGGGUGCGUGUUCCACCGCGCCUUCGACCCCAUCGCCGCUACUAGGCGCAUCGGCGACGGCAUCGAGACGCUCACCCGGCUGGGCUUCGAGGGCCUCCUCACCGCCGGCGGCCGCGGGCCCUGCGCCGACAACGUCGACCGCCUCGACCACGAGCGCCACAAGCAGGCCGGGCGGAUACAGUUCGUCCUGGGCGGCGGCCUGCGCACGUCCAAUGUCCGGGACGUGGCGGAGCGCUUCAGCACCUACGAGGAGGGCAGCGUGUGGAUGCACACCGCCGCGCUGAGCAGCCGUCCCGACCAUCCUCCCGAGGAAAUCGACUCCAACGAGCUGAUUGGCAUUCUGGCAAGCUUGGAUUCCGUCUCGGUGCGGUAG
Molecule: messenger RNA, 819 nt
Organism: Metarhizium acridum CQMa 102
Lineage: Eukaryota; Fungi; Ascomycota; Sordariomycetes; Hypocreales; Clavicipitaceae
Molecular function (GO): copper ion binding
Source: RefSeq, a predicted model, not a curated record